AUGCGCCUCCUGGCUUUCGGCGGGCUCCUGUGGUGGGGGUCCGGGAUCCGCCGGCGUCUGUCUGGCCCUCUGCUGUUGCUUGGAGCGCUCUGUCUCUUUUACCAGACCUUCAGUGUGGCGUGGAGCCGGCUGCAGGGCGGCAAACCUCUCAGUCCAGAUGAGACCUUCGCUGAGAACAGCGGUGUGGAGAAAAGUCUGCGCUUCAUCUCUGCUCUAGAGUCUGUCCAGGCCCGGUCCAUGUCGGACAGCGGUCACAAGGCCUUAGUUCUGACCGGUCGCCAUGUGGUCACAGAUACGGAGGUCCAGCUGUACGUGCGAGUGCUUCAGCAGAUGGGAUACGAGGUCCUGCUCUCUGGAUAUGCAGAGACCAGCCUUCUCAAGCACGGGAUGAGUGGGGUGAGCCUGCUGCUGUGCCUCAGCUCCUCGGAGACCAGCUGCCUCCGGAGGGUCCCAUUCUCUCAGCUCAAGAGUCACCAAAGAGUGAACCUCGUCCCCCAGAUCAUGAAGGCUUUCUCUGAUGCCGGCGGUGGGCUGUGUCACAUGUUUACUCACGCUUCUUUGACAGGUUCCAAAAUCCCCAUGAGCCUCUGCUCUUGUGCUUCCAGCCAAGACAAAGAUUCUCUCAGAGCGUCUGGUGUGAACAAGGCUCCUGUCGCUGUGCUGAGUGUCUACAUCCUGAUCACUGCAGUCGAUCCGUUGAUCUCCUACAUGCACGACAUCACGGUGUUGUCCCCCAAUGGAGAGAAGGCUCGACCAAUUCAAUGGGAAAACCUAAGACCUGAAGAUUUAGGCUUUGCGACUUCUUAUCAAGACAUGAUGGAGCACAUACAUAAGAUUAUUGCAGAUGUGUUGCAGGCAGCACUGGUCACCUACAAGAAAGACCACGCAAACAGAUGUCUCCUGUGUUACCAGCUGCUUACUUUUACUCUACUUUUCAAUCCACCGCUCACGCCCACUGUUAUCCAGGUGGACACUGACUGGACCUUUUCAGCGCUGGAUGACAAAACCUUUGAUCGGAAAAUCACCAAAGACCUGAUGCUCGAAGACAUGAUUCACUUUCUGCUCAAAUCAGAAUCUCUGCUGUAUUCUGCCUCCAAAACUGCCAGUAGUCGUACAGGACCUCUCGGUGUGACUCUCUCUGAAGAAAACCAACUGCUUCUACUGCAGUUCUCUCGACAGAUGAAAUUACCUGGACCUUUUCAGCUGCUUGAUUUUAACACCACACACUGCUCCUCUUCAGUCCAUCCUCAAACUGUCCACGACUUCGUCAUCAAAACGGCCUGUUACUACGAGCAACAUCAGAACCUCAGAAGUACCAAGGCUAAAUCUCUGGCUGGUAUUGGACGCACACAACAAAGAAAAGGCAAUGCGGGGUGUGUAGACUCGCGGCUUAGACAGAUCUACACGGACCCUCCUCUCUCCAUCGCGCCGGCAUUCGACCCCGGAGUGAAGGAGUACCGUGUUGAGGUUCCCUUCGACACGGUCACGGUCCGCAUCCGUCCAGAACCCUUCGAUGCAAACUGCCGCGUGCGCCUCGACGAGCUCAGUGGGCCGAGCAUGGCCAACCUCCCCCUCGGCCUGGGGCAAAGUAGGAUACGGGCGCUAGUGACGGAUGGCGGGGAGUCUGAGGCCGUGGUCAUGGUCUACACUCUGAAUGUGUUCAGGGAGAGCCGCCCCAGUCUGCCCAUGUUUGGAGACCACGUCAUGUGCAGCUUCACUCAGGAAUGCAGCCUGCUGGUUCGGCCUGAUCAGUCCUGUGGUCUGGACCCUUUCAACAAGUCUGAGAGUGUACUUCAGCCGUGCAGCUCUGGGGACACACCAGGUCGCUGGGUGGUGCCCUGUCUGAGCUGCUCGGACAACAGGACCUGUGAUUGGAGGGAGAUUGCCUGGCAGCCUGAUAACUGUUAUUACCCGCAAGUAGACCGCCCUCAGCUGCAGAAGUGUAUGGCUGACCGAAAGUUGCUGUUCAUUGGGGACUCUACAAACCGAGGAAUGAUGUAUUUCUUAAUGGAGCGCGUGAACUCCAGUUUGCAGGAUUGGGAAAAAGCACACGAUACUUUGGUCUACACAGACUUAAACGGUGGUCGGACGCUCGUCAGCUACUCGUAUUAUCCUCAGUUCUGGUUGGAGGCAAAUCAAAGGCCCACUUUCACGGAGUCUGUGGAUAAGCUCCUGGAAAGGUCCAGGCCGCUUUCCGACUCCAGACGUACAGUGCUGAUUGUGGGAGGAGUCCAGUGGCUGAAAAUCAAUCAUCUGAAAGCAAUUAAAGAAUCUCUGAAGAGAAAGGGCCUUAGCAACAUCCUGGUGGUGAUCAAGACUUUGGGGAUGGGAUUCCACCUGCUUGUUGAUGGGGUCAGAUCCCUGAAACUGAGAGAGAUACAAGACCUCUACAGAGAAAACCAGAACCUCAUCAGCACCGCAAAGGAAUAUGGUUUUGAAGUCGUUGAUACAUUCAGCAUCACAAUGGGGCGAUAUAAAGAGUUUCUACAGGGAAGAUGCGCUUGCCAUUUUCAUGAGGUGAAGAAGCGUGUGUCCUCCAAAACCUCAUUUGUUUUAACGACACAAGUCAAUGGGACGAGAGCGAGCCACAAUACAGCUGUGACCCGGGACCAUGGGACUGGAUCGUGUUCCUACGAAGUGAAAGGAGCCGUGAACCAGGUGUACUCUGAGAUCCUGCUGACCCGACUCUGCCCUGCACAGACCUGA
Knipowitschia caucasica is the source of this 2706-nucleotide messenger RNA. The record is from the annotation of a GenBank genome assembly. NCBI's taxonomy places the organism in Eukaryota, Metazoa, Chordata, Actinopteri, Gobiiformes, Gobiidae.